ACAUUAAUGACGAGUAGCAAGGGGAUUUCCCUUCAGAUGAUGACGUCUACAGAGCGGUGCGGUGAAUAGUUCUGAAGAGUGUUUGUCGUAAAGUUUUCGAUUUGACGAGAGGUCAUGGCUCUGAUAGACUAUUACAACAGAAGCAUGCUUAUACAUCAAAGGUUUGUUCUCAGUGCCAUUUUGAUAGUGACGUGCAUUACCGGAGAUUUCUUGCUGUCAAAGAUACAUCCACCCAGGCCAUCUUAUUGGUAUAGAGCACUUGUAGACAAUGGAACUCAUGGUCUAGUCGGUCUCCUAUCUUGGGCAAUUGUUAUCAACCCAACACUGCUCCCCUUCGGAGCAUUGCUGGAGAAUGAAUUCCUAUGGGAAAUCAUCCUGUGCGGCAUCUUGUCUUCCUUGGUAGAUCUUGAUCAUUUUGCAGCAGCUGGAACCUUAAACUUACAGAAAACAUUAUCCCUGCAAUCAAGACCACCACUCCAUGCAGCAACACUGAUCCCAGUCUUCUGCGUCCUGCUGCUUCUCGUUGUAAGACUGUUAAAGUUACCAAGGCUACAUCACCUACCACUCAUCCUAUUUGUUGCCUGGUUCUCGCACUUGACGAGGGAUGCAACAAGGAGAGGAUUUUGGUUGUGGCCAUGGAAUAGCAUGUCGAGGCUGCCAUACUUGUCAUACAUUUUUCUGGUUGCUGUCCUACCGUACUUGGUCAUAGCAUUUAUGAAUGGCACGAGUUAUUGGCACAGUCGUUUGUUAGACUCCAAGCAAAUUCCAAGAAAUGUUGUGAUCCAACACGUGUGAGAGACCAGUCUUUCACUUCAGUUGUCUACAAUGUUACACAGAGAGACAGAGCGAAUACAUUCAGCCCUGUCUAAAAAGCCCACCUAAGUGAAACAGAAAAAGUGGCCACUAGCGAUAAGUGGCUUUUUUGUACAGGUUAUACAAAAGAUAUUCAUUCAAAUGGGAGAAGUAUUGUGGCCAGGAGUAAGAUGGCAUAUUUCUAUUCAGAGAUAUUUGAGGGCUUCUUAUCAGUUGGAAUGCCACAUUCCGAUUUGAUAUUUGGAACAAAACAUUUAAAAGUCAUGGAUUUCCAACUUCCCAACUUCAUAAAUUCUUAUCUACAUGUAUAUUGAAAACUUUGAACAUGAUUGACUUCUGAAUUAUCAGCAGUGAAAUCUGCCUUUUUAAGCAGGGUUAGCUUACCUGUCUGAUUUAUUUUCUUGUCCAAUAAUGUCACUGAUGUUGACAUGGUCUCCCGUUUUCAUUUCAUCUGAUUCAAUCCAUCAACCUUUUGUCUAACAACCAUUUAGUCUAAUCAUCACUUUGUCUAAUCACCAGUUCGUCUAUGACCAUUUUGUCUCAUAAC
Molecule: messenger RNA, 1360 nt
Organism: Lytechinus variegatus (green sea urchin)
Lineage: Eukaryota; Metazoa; Echinodermata; Echinoidea; Temnopleuroida; Toxopneustidae
Gene: tmem267
Product: transmembrane protein 267-like
Exons: 3
Coding region: 115-795 (226 amino acids)
Source: RefSeq, a predicted model, not a curated record